AUGAAUUAAUAGGUUUAAACGAAGGCUGCUUCACAAUUAUAAUUUAUUGUUCCAUAAAAGGCUUAAUUAAUUUUCGAUGUGAAUCAAGCAUACUAGGCUUAUUCUUUACCAAAAAUUUAAUAUCGUUAAUAAUUACCCGAAUUACCAGAUAUUCCAUCAAAAUCAAUAAAGUAAUUUGAUGAAAAAUAAGAGCAAACAAAAAUAAAGAAUGACAAUUAAAUUUUUAAGGAAUGGAAUGUCAAUUACUAAGAGGAUAUAUUGUAAAUUACAUUUAAUAAUUUAGAAAGAGAUUAGCAAAUAAUAAAUAACUGAAAGCCCAAUAAAAUACAGAUUUAUUAGACAAUUUACGAUCUAUUUCAAAAUAGCCACCUAAAAAGAAAACCCGUAUGCAUAAAACUAAAUUUAAAAUUGUUAAAAACGAAAAAAAUCAUCCAAUAGUCGAAUAAACAAUGUGCUAAUAUAUUUCUUAAAAGUGAUAUUUUCUCAUUAUUAUUAGUAUUUAAACAUAAGUUCCAGGAAGUGCAAACAAUCAAGAUUAUGAUGCUAGUGCUCCUUUCUUUAUUCCAACACUAGAAUUUGCAGAAUAAUUGAACGAAGAAAAAUAAACAUUUAAAAAAGUAAUUAAUUAAAAUUAUGAAAAGAAAUAUGGAUUUGAUGAUGUAACUUUAAGAAAAAAUAAAUUAAUAUUGGAAGAAGUUAUUUUAUUAAGAUUAUAGAAGAAAGAAAAAAUAAGACAGAAAAAUUAGAUCAUAAGUUAAGUUAAAAAAGAUAAUGAUAUCGAUUAAUAACUAAAGAAUAAAAUUAAUAUAUAAUAUUGA
Molecule: messenger RNA, 818 nt
Organism: Paramecium pentaurelia
Lineage: Eukaryota; Ciliophora; Oligohymenophorea; Peniculida; Parameciidae
Source: the annotation of a GenBank genome assembly